Fusarium verticillioides 7600 is the source of this 1513-nucleotide messenger RNA. RefSeq lists its product as hypothetical. The transcript is spliced from 10 exons. The coding region runs from base 280 to 1326 and encodes 348 amino acids. The record is from RefSeq and is a predicted model, not a curated record. Gene Ontology annotation, molecular function: methyltransferase activity. Lineage: Eukaryota; Fungi; Ascomycota; Sordariomycetes; Hypocreales; Nectriaceae.
AGGACGGCAGACAGUUAGUGGAGCUGUACCACCAAUAACGAACCAAGACCCCAAAAUAAUAUGAUUUGGACGGGGAUGGCGCAUCUCGGAAGCCAUCCCCGCCCGAGUCAACUGGCGGAACAUCAGUAACGCCGCGUUCCGAUCCAGAAAAGCCCAUCACGCUACACAAGGCACGGCCCGGCACAAAGAAAUAAAGAAAGAGGGGGAGGUUUCUUUCGAUCGAUUAAUCCUCCGUGAUCCACAGCUCAAUCACACUCUGUGACUCUGGCCCCAUCGACAAUGACACUUCAAGAGUCCCAGCACGAGGGUAACUCUCCGCCCCCAGGCUCGGAGCCUGUUAUCCAGAUCCAAGAUGCUAUCGCUGCAAGUGACGACGACGAUGCCGACUCCUCAAUUGGCGAGGAAGUAGAGCCGUCGGUCGUUUCAAUCUCUUCGAGUAUUUUGGCUUAUCGACAGGAAAAUGGUCGAAGUUAUCAUGCUUUGAGUAGUGGGAAAUAUGUCCUGCCGAAUGACGAAGAAGAGAAUGAAAGACUGGAUUUACAACACGAGCUUUAUGUUCGAACGCUCGAUGGUGAGCUCGCUGUAUGUCCCAAAGCGAAAGGCGCGAAUCGUGUCCUCGACAUGGGAACAGGCACUGGCUCAUGGGCGAUUGACUACGCUGAUGCAAAUCCUGAAGCAGAGGUCAUCGGCGUUGACCUAAGCCCAAUCCAGCCAGCUCUCGUUCCACCAAACGUGAGCUUCGAAAUAGACGACCUCGAGAAAGAAUGGACCUGGACCAAGAAAUUCGACUUCAUCUUCGCCCGUAUGAUGCUCGGCUGCUUCACCGACUUUCCCCAAAUCAUCAGAGUCGCUUUCGACAACCUCGAGCCCGGCGGCUAUCUCGAGCUCCAGGAUAUGUCACUCCCCGCGCGCUCCGACGACGGAACCCUCCACCCAGAGAGCUACCUCUCCAAGUGGUGCAGAUCCUGCUUCGAAGCUGGUCAGAACCUUGGCCGUCCCGUAUUCCCGACAACAGAGUAUAAGAACUACCUCGCUGCUGCGGGGUUCGUUGAUAUCGUCGAGGUUCAACAGAAGUGGCCGACGAAUCCGUGGCCGAGAGAUAAGAAGUUCAAAGAGUUGGGGGCGUGGGCUUGCGCAAACAUCGCUGGUGGCUUGGAUGGCUUGUCGUUGGCGUAUUUCACAAGGGGGCUUGGGUGGUCGACUGAGGAGACGAGGGUGUUUUGUGCGCAUGUGAGAAAGGAUUUGCAGAACCCCAGGAUUCAUGCAUAUUGGCCUAUCUACUUUGUCUAUGGUAGAAAGCCACUUACGCCUGCAGGGUCCCCGUAAUACCUGUAUCGGCUCGGAUAAGAUAUGGCAGAGUCAACUAUGAGUAGUGUAAUGACACUGAUGAGAUUAUGAAUGGCUACAAUGAAUAAAAGUCCACAGUCAGUGACCUAAUGAUGUUCCCUGCGACUCAUGAUUAGCCAGUAGUUGGCUGUGCUGGUUAAUUCUCACUGUGUAUGACGCAUCAUAA